UUCAAAUGGGGUAAUUAUUACUUGCAAUUGGAUCGUCCUUGAUGAUUUUUCAGGAAAUGCUAAUAAUACGUGUCAAGUUUGUACACGAUACUAUAAGAUCAAAACAACAAAGAUUUUGAAACAUUUUUUGCAGCAGUGAAAAGUUUACGUUUUAUACAAUAUGACCACAGAACUUUACUUUGGUAUUAUUGCUGUACUUUUUAGUGUAGUUUUUGCAAAGCAAGAUAUUCCACCUUUUCUUCAUGUAUGCCAUAGACAAGACCCGGAAUUGAAUCAGUGUUUUAUAGCGGCAGGUGAAGAAAUAAGACCUUACUUAGUAAAGGGUGUUCCUGAGUACAAUAUUCCUAGCUUAGAGCCGUUAAUUAUGGACCAGUUAAUAUCAGAAGACUUAUCUGGGAUACAUAUUGAAGCCAAAGACGUCAAGGCGUGGGGUUGCAGCAAAUACUUUGUAAGGAAUAAUAGUGUUGAUGUAGAAAAUCAGAAGUAUCAAUUGGACGUUUACUUACCAGAAUUACAGAUCGAAGCAUAUUACACCGUUGAUGGAAAAUUACUUUUGAUGCCCGUCAAAGGGGAAGGACCUAUGAAAGCCAACAUAACGCAUGUUGUGACAAAGGUCAAAUUAGAGGGAGAAACUUUUGAAAGCAAUGGCGAGAGGUUUCUUAAAUAUACAUCGAUGGUAAUGAAAGUGACCGUUGGGGGUGGCCAUGUAUUAUUUUCGAAUCUGUUUUCUGGUGAUAAACUUCUUAAUGAUGUAAUUAAUUUGACGAUAAACAAUAAUUUUGAUGCAUUCCUUAAAGAACUUUUACCAGUAAUAGAAAAGUCAUUGUCAGCAGUGUUUUUAGACAUUUCCAAUAAGAUUGUUAACAAGUUUACCUUUGAUCAACUAUUUCCAAUGUAAAUAUGUACAUAUAUUGUUGUUAUUUUUGUACUGAAAAAAGAAUCGAGAUGUGAUUAUAUUAAAUGGUUUUU
Molecule: messenger RNA, 969 nt
Organism: Agrilus planipennis (emerald ash borer)
Lineage: Eukaryota; Metazoa; Arthropoda; Insecta; Coleoptera; Buprestidae
Product: protein takeout
Exons: 6
Coding region: 161-898 (245 amino acids)
Source: RefSeq, a predicted model, not a curated record